This is a messenger RNA of Fraxinus pennsylvanica, 5853 nucleotides long. The record is from the annotation of a GenBank genome assembly. NCBI's taxonomy places the organism in Eukaryota, Viridiplantae, Streptophyta, Magnoliopsida, Lamiales, Oleaceae.
AUGGGGAGGAAGAAGCGAACUGAUCAUCCUGGUAGAGGUGAGAGCUCUGACUCCCAGGAGACUGAAGAAGGACAUGACCGCGGUCAACAUCCACCAACACAACAUCCACAGCAGCAAGGUGGUCACCUAGGUGGAGGAGGAAGAGGAAGAGGAUGGGGACAACAGCGUGGAGGGUAUGGUGGCCACGACGGCAGAGGUGGUAGAGUCUCUCCACAACAGUAUUAUCGUGGGCCUGCUGAAUAUCAGCAAGGGAGGGGUGGUCAGCAGUAUCAAGGGGGACCACCCCCUCAGCGCCGUGGUGGCAUUCAAGGCGGCCAUGGGACUCCUGGUGGUGGGCUGUCCAGGCCACCAGCUCCCGAGCUGCACCAAGCAACCCAGGCCCCAUAUCAAGCUGGGGUGAUGACUCAGCCAUUGUCAUACCAGAUGCCUGCAGAGAUGCACGCUGAGGCUGGUUCUUCAUCCCAGCCCCCUGAGGCAACAUCUUCACAUGUUACACAACAAAUCCAGCAACUAGUUAUCCAGCCAGGAGCAUCCCCGAGCGAUGCAAUGCAACCUGCGUCUAGCAAGUCAAUGAGAUUUCCUCUACGGCCUGGCAAGGGUAGCUAUGGUACCAAGUGUGUUGUGAAGGCCAACCACUUUUUUGCCGAGUUGCCUGACAAGGACUUCCAUCAGUAUGAUGUAUCAAUUACCCCUGAGAUCACAUCCCGUGGCGUUAAUCGAGCUGUGAUAGAGCAAUUGGUGAAACUUUACAGGGAAUCACAUCUAGGACAGAGGCUUCCUGCCUAUGAUGGAAGAAAGAGUCUUUACACUGCUGGGCCUCUCCCUUUUGUCUCAAAAGAGUUCAAGAUCAUCCUUAUUGAUGAAGAAGAUGGUCCAGCCAGCACUAGGCAACCGAGGGAGUUCAAGGUCUUGAUCAAGUUUGCUGCACGUGCUGACUUGCAUCAUUUAGGGAUGUUUUUGCAGGGAAAGCUAGCUGAUGCGCCACAAGAAGCUCUUCAGGUUUUGGACAUUGUUCUCCGUGAAUUGCCAACCACCAGGUUUUGUCCAGUUGGCCGCUCAUUCUAUUCCCCUCAUUUAGGGAGAAAGGAGCCUUUGGGUGAAGGGCUGGAAAGUUGGCGUGGUUUCUACCAAAGUAUUCGCCCAACUCAAAUGGGGUUGUCUCUGAACAUUGAUAUGUCGUCUACUGCUUUCAUUGAGCCACUCCUAGUGAUCGAUUUUGUCACACAGCUUCUGAAUAGGGAUGUUUCGGCUAGACCACUGUCUGAUGCUGAUCGAGUAAAGAUCAAGAAAGCAUUGAGAGGAGUGAAGGUGGAGGUUACUCAUCGAGGAAAUAUGCGCAGGAAAUACCGAAUCUCUGGUUUGACAUCGCAAGCGACACAAGAGCUAAUAUUUCCGGUUGAUGAAAGGGGCACAAUUAAAUCCGUUGUUGAAUACUUUAGAGAGACUUAUGAGUAUGUCAUUCAAUACACUCAGUUGCCUUGUCUACAAGUAGGAAAUCCACAGAGGCCAAACUAUUUGCCAAUGGAGGUGUGCAAGAUUGUAGAGGGACAGAGGUACUCUAAGAGGUUGAAUGAUAAACAGAUUACUGCGCUCCUGAAGGUCACAUGUCAGCGUCCCAAUGAGAGGGAGCGUGAUAUUCUUCAGACUGUACAUCAUAAUGCUUAUUCUGAGGACCCUUACGCUAAAGAGUUUGGAAUUAAAAUCAGCCAGAAGCUGGCUCAAGUUGAGGCUCGCAUUCUGCCUGCUCCCCGGCUUAGAUAUCAUGAUUCUAGUCGGGACAGGGACUGUUUGCCACAAGUUGGGCAGUGGAACAUGAUGAACAGGAGGAUGGUUAAUGGAGGCAUUGUCAACAGUUGGAUCUGCAUUAACUUUGCCCGCAAUGUGCAAGACAAUGUGGCAAGAAGCUUUUGUCACGACCUUGCUCAUAUGUGUAUUACUUCUGGCAUGGACUUCAAUCCUGAACCUGUUCUACCAGUUUUUGGUGGCCGGCCAGAUCAGGUGGAAAGAGUCUUAAAAGCUAGAUUUCAUGACGUUAUGACAAAACUGCAGCCCCAUGGGAAGGAACUUGACUUACUAAUCGUUAUAUUACCAGACAAUAAUGGCCCCCUUUAUGGUGAUCUGAAAAGAAUAUGUGAGACCGAUCUUGGUAUUGUCUCACAGUGCUGUCUGCAAAAGCAUCUGUACAAGGCAAACAAUCAACAAUAUCUUGCAAAUGUAGCACUGAAGAUAAAUGUGAAGGUUGGAGGGAGAAACACAGUGCUAGUCGAUGCACUCACUAGGCGUAUCCCUCUUGUCAGUGACCGACCUACGAUUAUUUUUGGGGCUGAUGUUACACAUCCCCAACCCGGCGAGGAUUCUAGCCCAUCCAUUGCUGCUGUUGUUGCUUCCCAGGACUGGCCAGAGGUCACAAAAUAUGCUGGUUUGGUUUGUGCUCAAGCUCAUAGGCAAGAGCUCAUCCAAGACUUGUUUAAAACCUGGCAAGACCCUGUUAGAGGAACUGUGACGGGUGGCAUGAUCAAGGAACUCCUCAUUUCUUUCCGUAGAGCAACUGGACAGAAACCACAGCGGAUUAUUUUCUAUCGGGAUGGUGUCAGUGAAGGGCAGUUCUAUCAAGUUCUGCUUUAUGAACUUGAUGCCAUCCGUAAGGCUUGUGCAUCUUUGGAACCAAACUAUCAGCCCCCAGUUACAUUUGUUGUAGUUCAGAAACGUCAUCAUACAAGAUUGUUUGCCGAUGACCAUAAUGACAGACGUGCUGUUAACAAAAGUGGAAAUAUACUGCCUGGUACCGUAGUAGAUUCAAAGAUAUGCCAUCCUACUGAAUUUGAUUUCUACCUCUGCAGCCAUGCUGGGGUGAAGGGUACCAGCAGGCCAGCACAUUAUCAUGUUCUGUGGGAUGAAAAUAAGUUCACAGCCGACGCCCUCCAGUCCCUCACAAAUAACCUAUGCUACACGUAUGCAAGGUGCACCCGCUCUGUUUCCAUCGUACCACCUGCAUACUAUGCACAUCUGGCUGCAUUUCGUGCUCGUUUCUAUAUGGAGCCUGAUACAUCCGAUAGUGGGUCAAUGACCAGUGGUGCAGCUGGUGGCCGUGGAGCAGGUGGUAGUGCUAGAAGUGCAAGGGUUGCAGGAGCCAAUGCUGCUGUGAGACCUCUACCGCAGCUCAGGGAAAACGUGAAAAGGAACAUUUUUAUGGCUUCUCUGAUCGUGGAUAGCAUGCCAGAUGCCUUGAGGCAGAGCCGAUACCACAUGAAGAAAUGUUUUGAUAGGUUCACUGGAAUGGGAAGAAGGCUAAUGAAAGCCCAGCAUUUAAAGGAAGAGAUGGAGAAAACAAUUGAGGACGAGCUUGAGAGAUCCAAGAUUUUGGAAGGUUCAAUUGGUGACAUCUUCAAUUCAACACAGGAGGCAGUUGUGGUACCACCUUAUGUUGCUCUUGCAAUGAGACACAAUCCUGGGGUUUGGGACUAUGCUAAAGUGAAUGCAGAGAAUCUAUCUGUUGAUAUCAUCACAGCCAAAGAAUACUUGAAACUCAAAGAAAAGAUCAUUGAUGAGAAUUGGGCUAUGGACGACAAUGCAUUGGAAAUCGAUUUUGGAGCAUUUGACGUUUCUAUUCCUCGUCUAUCCCUUUCUUCGUCCAUUGGGAAAGGGAUGACCUAUAUCUCGAAAUUCAUGACAACGAAAUUCAGUGGGAGUCCUGAGAGCGCGAAGACUUUGGUCGAGUACUUGCUUGCUCUCAAGCACCAGGGAGAGAAAUUAAUGAUCAACGAGACUCUCAAUACGGUAAAAAAACUUAAAGAAGCGCUAAUAAUUGCUGAAGUUUAUGUCUCUGCUCAACCAAAGGACACGCCUUAUCAAAAUUUUGAGCAGAAGCUUAACGAAUGGGGCUUCGAGAAAGGGUGGGGCGAUAAUGCUGAAAGAGUAAGUGAGACAAUGAGGUUACUUUCCGAGAUACUUCAAGCACCGGAUCCUACGAAUGCAGAAGUCUUUUUGAGCCGGCUUCCCGUCACAUUCAACAUUGUUAUCUUCUCUGUUCAUGGCUAUUUUGGCCAGUCAGAUGUCCUCGGAUUGCCUGACACUGGAGGCCAGGUGGUUUACAUUCUAGAUCAAGUGAAAGCUUUGGAGGAAGAACUUUUAACAAGAAUUAAGCAGCAAGGCUUAAAUGUGAAGCCCCAGAUUAUAGUGGUGACUCGCCUCAUCCCAGAUGCGCAAGGGACGACAUGCAAUCAAGAGAUCGAACCUAUUAUGAACACCUCACAUUCUUACAUCCUCAGGAUCCCAUUUAGGACUGAGAUGGGGAUUCUCCGCCAAUGGAUUUCUCGAUUUGAUGUCUAUCCUUAUUUGGAGAGGUUUUCCCAGGAUGCUAGUGCAAAGAUUGUUGAGCAAAUGGAAGGUAAACCAGACCUCAUACUUGGGAAUUAUACCGAUGGAAAUAUAGUGGCAUCUUUAGUGGCUAGCAGACUUGGAGUAACUCUGGGAACCAUUGCUCAUGCUUUGGAGAAAACUAAAUACGAAGAUUCAGAUAUGAAAUGGGAGGAAUUGGAUCCCAAAUACCACUUCUCAUGCCAAUUCACUGCUGAUUUAAUUGCAAUGAACACUGCCGAUUUUAUAGUUACCAGCACCUAUCAAGAAAUUGCAGGAAGCAAGAGCCGACCUGGACAAUAUGAAAGCCACGUCGAAUUCACUAUGCCAGGGCUCUGUAGAGUAGUUUCAGGCAUCAAUGCAUUUGAUCCGAAGUUUAAUAUUGCUUCACCUGGAGCUGAUCAAUCCAUCUACUUCCCAUUCACGGAGAAACAUAACCGACUUACCCAGUUUCAACCUGCCAUUGAGGAACUACUGUACAGUGAGGAGGAUAACGACGAGCACAUUGGAUUUCUUGCAGAUCAAAAGAAACCAAUUAUCUUUUCAAUGGCAAGACUUGAUACAGUGAAGAAUAUUGCAGGGCUGACUGAGUGGUAUGGGAAGAAUAAAAAGCUUAGGAGUUUAGUAAACCUUGUUAUUGUUGGUGGAUUCUUCGAUCCAUCCAAAUCGAAGGACAGGGAAGAAAUGGCUGAAAUCAAGAAAAUGCACACUUUAAUUGAAAAAUACCAACUUAAAGGACUAAUACGAUGGAUAGCCGCCCAAACUGAUAGAUAUCGUAAUGGUGAACUGUACCGGAUCAUUGCUGACACGAAGGGGGCUUUUGUGCAGCCUGCAUUAUAUGAAGCUUUUGGCCUGACAGUUAUUGAAGCAAUGAACUGUGGAUUGCCCACAUUUGCAACCAAUCAAGGGGGACCAGCAGAAAUCAUUGUUGAUGGUGUCUCAGGAUUUCUUAUUGAUCCUAACAAUGGUGACGAAUCAAGUAACAAGAUUGCUGAUUUCUUUGAGAAAUGUAACGGAGAUCCUAAAUAUUGGCAUAGGAUGUCUCAAGGAGGUCUCAGUCGCAUAUACGAAUGCUAUACAUGGAAGAUAUAUGCAACCAAAGUCCUGAAUAUGGGAUCAGCCUACGGCGUCUGGAGGCAGUUAAUCAAAGAGCAGAAGCAAGCUAAACAAAGAUACAUCGAUAUAUUGUACAAUCUCCACUUCAGGAAACUGGCCAACAAUGUAGCCAUCCUUCAUGAAGGAAAACAGCCAUCUAAACUAAAGGAAACUCCUGAAUCCCGACAACCAGCAAAACAAGCACAACCUGAACUGCAGAAACCAGCACCAGCAGAAGCUCUGCCGACUAAACCUGGAGAAGAAUAUGAAAUUGGGAAGCUCGACUCCCCAAGAGAUGAUAGAACGCCUAUGUCGUGUGCAUGUCCCUGGUGGCUGUGUUUAUGCGUCUCUUCUUGUAUCAUCCUUUAUGCUGCGCUGAAGCUGUACGGUUCACACGAAUGA